UAUCAGGUGAUUCAGGACCCAAUAGUACCACAUUGUUUAUGCCUGUCUACGUGUUAGCAGACAGGUCUGAGUCUGAUUCCCCGAGACGAUAUGGGCAAGAUUUUACAUAUGAGCUUAACAUUUAUUUGAGAUUCAAAUCUAUAUUCCAAGAAAAACGUAAUAAAGAUCCAUAACCUUGACCACCUAUUUCUUUUUUAAUUGAUAACGACCGUUAUCUUUCUUUUGACCUACCUCUGAACCACACGGAUCAAUAUAUUAAUAUAGAUUUUUAUUGAUAAUUAAAUAGACUUUCGUUGAACCCACAUGGUGCCUCGGGUCAGGAGAUAAAUAACAGCAACACCAACAGCUAGUGGGUCCACCCACGUGAAGGCUCUCCCAGCGUGGCCAUCAGAAGAUUAAUUCCAUAAUGGAAGACUUAACCACAGAUCUCAAAGCCUUCCUUCUGAACCAGCCAUUUCUUCAACUGAUCGAUAAUAAGAGGGUCAAAUGUACACUUAAUGACCACGAGUUUCCCUGCGAUCUAGCUGAACUACAAAGAUUUAUAAAUGGGAAGAAAUAUCAGAAGUUGAGCUCUGUGUCGGAGUUCAACUACAGCCAGUAUGAACCACACAUCGUUCACAGCUCCAAACAACCAAUGCAGCUGUUUUGUAAACUGACUCUAAGGCACCUCAACCGGCAGCCUCACCACGUCCUCAAACAUGUCAACGGGAAACGCUUCAAAAAAGCCCUUGGAAAAUAUGAAGACUGUAUGCGAGAGGGGAUUGCAUUUGUUCCAGCCAGACUACAAAACAAAAGGCCCAAAAACCACAACAAGGUUGAGGCAGAGGGACCUAGGCGGAGGGGGUCUAAACAGAAAAAUGAAGUGUGGGAGCCAUCCUCCAACGAUGAAGAAGAGAUCGACUCGGAAGACAGCAUGAGUGACCUUUACCCCCCAACUAUGUUCUUGCAAGAUAAUCCAGAAGCUGAAAUUAAGGUGGAGAAGGAUGGGACUGGAGAGAAGAAGGAGGAUGACUUUCAGACAGAUGAUGACAAAGAGGAGGAGAACAUGGAGGUUGAAAGUGAUCAUCUGCAGAAACGCAAAAAGGCUCAGAGUGGUGGAGUCCACAAGAAAUUCAAAAAUAACAACUGGAAAAAAAAGAAGAGCACAGUACCUUGAAACGAAACUGUUUGGGCCGUGGCCAGAUACUUUUGACUUCUUAGGAUAAUCACUUGGAAA
Gadus chalcogrammus (walleye pollock) is the source of this 1216-nucleotide messenger RNA. It is a transcript of the gene surf2, whose product is annotated as surfeit 2. The transcript has 6 exons. Lineage: Eukaryota; Metazoa; Chordata; Actinopteri; Gadiformes; Gadidae. Bases 407 to 1156 code for a protein of 249 amino acids. The record is from RefSeq and is a predicted model, not a curated record.